Stylonychia lemnae is the source of this 1521-nucleotide messenger RNA. NCBI's taxonomy places the organism in Eukaryota, Ciliophora, Spirotrichea, Sporadotrichida, Oxytrichidae. The record is from the annotation of a GenBank genome assembly.
AUGUCCAGAGCUGUCCUUGCUCCAUUCGAAGCUUACCAAAAAUCUAGAGUUACCUUCGUGCAAACCGUUGCCGAACUUGCUACUAGACCAUAGAAUAUUGAAGCCCUUCAAAGUGCUGGUGUUAUGGCCCUGCUUAGACCACUUUUACUUGAUAACGUCCCAUCAAUCUAACAGUCUGCUGCCUUAGCUCUUGGAAGACUUGCUAACUACUCAGACGAACUCGCUGAAGCAGUUGUCUCUAAUGAGAUCCUUCCUCAACUUGUCUACUCAUUGUCUGAACAAAAUAGAUUCUACAAGAAAGCCGCUGCCUACGUUCUAAGAUCAGUUGCCAAGCACUCUCCACACCUUGCUAAAGCUGUUGUCAACUCAGGUGCUCUUGAUGCUCUCGUCAACUGUCUUGAAGAAUUCGAUCCAUCUGUCAAGGAGGCAGCCGCAUGGGCCCUUGCUUGCAUUGCUAAGCACACCCAUGAACUUGCCUAAGCCGUUGUUGAUGCUGGUGCAGUUGGUCUAUUAGUUCUUUGUGUUCAAGAGCCAGAACUCACCCUCAAGAGAAUCUCAGCAACAGCUUUAAGUGAAAUCGCUAAGCAUACUGAGGAAUUGGCACAAGCAGUUGUUGACCAAGGUGCAGUCCCUUACCUUGCUGCUUUAAUCUCUCACCCAGACGCUCAAUUAAAGAGAUAGGUCUGCUCAUGCCUUGCUCAAAUUGCUAAGCACACCGUAGAUCUUGCCGAAGUAGUAGUUGAGGCUGAAAUCUUCCCAAGAAUUCUUAACUGCCUAAAGGAUAUGGAUGUCCAAGUUAGAAAGAAUGCUGCUACUUGCAUUAGAGAAAUUGCAAAACAAACAACUGAACUCGCUAAGUUGAUUGUUCACUCAGGUGGUGCUGCUGCUACUGUCGACUAUAUCUCUGAAUCAAAGGGUAACGCUAGACUUCCAGGUAUUAUGACUCUCGGUUACAUCUCUGCUUUUGAUGAUUCACUCGCAAUGGCAGUUAUCGUUUCAAAGGGUAUUGCUCCACUUAAGGAUGCACUUAUCUCAGAACCAGAGGACCACUUAAAGGCUGCUGCCGCCUGGUCACUCGGUCAAAUUGGAAGACAUUCACCAGAUCACGCUAAAUUCUUGGCUGAAGCUGAUGUUCCAUCAAGACUCCUCGCUGUCUACAUGCUCCCAGAAAGCUCCAAGGAUCUUAAGGAUAAGGCCAAGAAAGCCCUUAAGAACAUCAUUCAAAUGUGUACCCAUUUACCAGCACUUGAACCACUCCUUCAACUUGCUCCAAACAAUAUCCUAACUUAUGUCUGCGCUCAAUUCGCCAAAGUACUUCCUCAAAACUUGGAGGCCAAGAGAACCUUCGUUCAAUCAGGUGGGUUCUAAAAGAUUCAAGAGAUACAAGCUGAACCAGGCAGCAAACUCAGAGAAUACAUUGAUGAAAUAAACUCUCACUAUCCACCCGAUGUUGUCAAUUAUUAUUCACCAAACUACGCUGAGGGUCUAAUCAAGAGACUAGAGGAAUACCACGCUGAAUGA